Messenger RNA from Formica exsecta, 756 nucleotides. Its product is annotated as vegetative cell wall protein gp1-like. The coding region runs from base 1 to 756 and encodes 251 amino acids. The record is from RefSeq and is a predicted model, not a curated record. The transcript has 2 exons. NCBI's taxonomy places the organism in Eukaryota, Metazoa, Arthropoda, Insecta, Hymenoptera, Formicidae.
AUGCUUCGUCUCCCACCGAAGUACAAGGCAGCAGAGUCGUUGUACCAGACGCCGGACUUGCAACACAUCACCACGUCUCGCAAACAGGACGGGGCAUUCUCAACUCGGCCAUCAGAGGUCGAGAUCAUCUCGCGGCGCAGGACUCGCCCAGUGCCGCUACAUCUCACCUCGGCUAAGCAGAGAAAAGUCGGCGCUCAGUCGCCUCCAGCAUCAGGCGCUCGGUCGCCUCCAGCCUCAGGCGCUCGGUCGCCAAGAGCUCACGGCGCCCAGUCGCCUCCGGUAACCUGCGUUCGGUCGCCAAGGAAAACCGGCGCACAAUUACCGAAUCCACCAGGAGCUCAGCCGCUGCAUCCUCUGAGCACUAUAGACCUGAUCCUCGGCGACAGUCCGCCAUACGCCAGGAACGAACAACCGGCUCCAGGAGCUCCACUACCGCUGUCCAAGCAGAAUCACCUCCCGGGCAGCCCCGGGACGAAAAGGAAGGACACUAAGGCCCGGCUGCAAGCACUGUUCGGCGCUAGCCCGCCAAAGACCAGCCCCGGGCGUACCGGUUCAAGAAUUAGGAGGGAUCGACCGGUCAUUCCGGACAUCGGACGGCCACGGAGUACCACGCCUCCGAUCCAGUGGUACCCUCCUCCUCUCAUUUCGCCGCCACGAAGGACGCCACGAAAGGAGAGCAUUGCCACGCAGACGAGCCCCCGGAAAAUCUACGUUGACGGCGACGCAAACAAAGAAGCGGGGAGGAAGGGCACGUAA